AUGGGAAGAUCACCUUGUUGUGAGAAAAAUAGUGUCAAGAAAGGUCCAUGGACCUCUGAGGAAGACAUGAAACUCAUUCAAUACAUUCAAGAGCACGGUGCAUGCAAUUGGCGAUCUCUUCCAAAAAAUGCUGGGCUUCAAAGAUGUGGAAAAAGUUGCCGUCUUCGUUGGACAAAUUACUUAAGACCUGGUAUAAAGAGAGGAAGAUUUUCAUUUGAGGAAGAAGAAACUAUUAUCCAGCUGCAUAGUGUUCUUGGCAACAAGUGGUCUGCGAUUGCGGCUCGAUUGCCUGGAAGAACAGAUAAUGAAAUCAAGAACUACUGGAACACUCAUAUAAGAAAGAGACUUCUUCGAAACGGUAUUGAUCCGGUGACUCAUGCUCCACGCCUCGAUCUUUUAGAUCUCUCAUCACUGUUAAACUUGCCACAGAUUAAUCUUUCGCAUCUACUCCGACUUCAAACCCUACUAAAUCCAGAAGCCCUAAGGCUGGCAGCUAGUCUUCAGGAAAAUCCUGAACUGCUAUUGACAAAACUUCAGGAAAACCAAUUAUUCAACGCUCAAUUGCAAAACCAAACCCCCGUUUUCCAAACUGACCAAUUUCAAAACACUUUUGAUCCACAAACCCCUCUUUGCAAUCCAUCCACUGAUGUUCCUGUAACUACCUCAGUUUCUAAUCAAUCUCAUCUCAUGCAAGGGAAUAUGGGACAGUUCUCUAUGAACACAGAAAGUUUAAGUGGCCAAACAUUUCAAAAUAAUCUAACAACUACAUUUGAAAGUGUCCCUUUUAUUGAAAAUUUCUGUUUUGGGGCUUCUGACCAAAAGCAGCAAGAUUUAUCAGAAAACAUAAGUUUUCAGUCCUUGAACAGCGGGAGCCAUAGCAGCAAAAAUUUCAGUUUUGAUUCAGUUUUAUCGACACCUCUCUCGAGCCCAACUCCUCUAAAUUCAAGCUCAACAUAUAUCAAUGGAAACACAGAAGAUGAGAGAGAAAGUUAUUGCAGUAGCCUGUUAAAGUUUGAAAUACCAGAGAGUUUAGAUUUUGAUGAUUUCAUGUAA
This is a messenger RNA of Fraxinus pennsylvanica, 1053 nucleotides long. The record is from the annotation of a GenBank genome assembly. NCBI's taxonomy places the organism in Eukaryota, Viridiplantae, Streptophyta, Magnoliopsida, Lamiales, Oleaceae.